UAGAACCAGAUACUGAAUAAAGCGUCCCUGGAAGCUCCAUCAGCGGAUUCUGUUUUGAUAUGUUGUGGUUGUUUAGGUAGCAGACCCAGUGCAACUGUUAUACUCAUUUGUAAGGGAAAAUGUCGAUUAUAAUCGCACUUGAUUGAUCUUACCCUUACUGGGACAAGAGAAGAACUUGUAGUUAGAAAGUAACCAUGACAGCAGCUGCUGCUCUACAGAUUGGAGACCAGCUGAUCCUGGAAGAGGACUACGAUGAGAACUAUAUCCCCUCCCAACAAGAGAUCCAUGAGUAUGCACGAGAGAUUGGCAUUGAUCCCAAUCAGGAGCCGGAGCUCCUAUGGCUGGCCAGGGAGGGCAUUGUUGCCCCACUGCCUCCCGAAUGGAAACCCUGUCAGGACGUGUCGGGGGACGUGUACUACUUCAACUUCUCCUCGGGCCAGUCCACCUGGGACCACCCGUGUGACGAGCAAUACCGCAGCCUGGUAAAACAGGAGCGCGAACGAGCCGGCACCCAGCCCCACGGGCCCCCCACCACCGCCGCUAAGAAGAAGGAGAAGAAGAAAAAAGACAAGAAGGAGCCAAAGAAGAAGGCAAAAGACCAAGAGCUCCUGAAGCCACCAGGACCGUUGAGUUUGGCCCUUGGACCUCUGCAGGCCCCAUUGGGUAGCCUGGGGAGCCUUGCUCCUCUACGGGGUCUUGAUGGCGCAGCCUUGAGGGGGUCCCUGGGCAGCUCUGGAGGGCUGGAGUCCCUGAAGAGUCCGCUUGGGGGUCCUCUCUCAAGCCUGGGGUCCAGCCUACUGGGAGGGCGACAGGAGGAGCGCGUGUCUUUCUCUCUGCCUGGGUUCGAGGAUGAUGAGGGUAACAUCUCAGAGGAUGAGCAGCCGAGUCCUCUUGGCUCGGCCAGACUGUUACAGAACUUGCACCUGGACUUGGAUGCGUUGGGAGGAGGGCUGCAGUAUGAGGACAGCGAGGCCAGUGGAGUGGCCCCACCAGAGGAGAGGACAGAAGCAGAGCUACGGGACCUGGCCCUGUCUGGAGAGCACAGCCCUGAGCCCCCCCCUCAACAGGACUCCCUUCGUGGACGCCACCUCCCCUCCUGUCCACCACGCGGAGGCAGCAGGGACUGCCCCCCUACCCCAGACCCCCAGCAUGCUAAAACUAGAGACAGUGGAGAGGAGGAGGAGGAAGAUUAUGAGGGGUGGGGAGAGGAUGGAGAGAGUGUGGUUGAGGAGGAAGGAGGUGAAGAGGAGAACCAGGGAGAAGAGGGACAAGCGAGUGAGAAGAAGAAAGGAGAGGAGGAGGAGGAGGGCAAGGACGUUGGAGCUGAGGUCACUGAGGAGGUAGAGUGUGUAGAAAAGUUGGAGGAGGCAGAGGAGCAAAGUGAUGAGGUCAUAAAGAGGUGUGUAAAAAGUGAUGAAGGGGAGGAAGAGGGGACUGGUGACGUAGUUGAGAAAAGUGUGGAAAAAGUCAAUACAAAGGAGGAAGAACAAGGAAGUGAUGAAAAGAUAGAGAGAUAUCUUGGAGAGCAAGAAGAGAGGGAUGAGGUAGUAGAGCAAUGUGUUAAAAAUGAAGAACUUGAUAAACAGGUAGAAAAAAGAAAUGAGCUGGUUGAGAGCGGUGUUAAAAGUGAGGGAGAACAAAAAGCAGAAGAGAGUGAUGAGGGAGUUGACAGAUGCAAUACAAGUGAGGAAGAAGGAGAGGAAAAAGAGGGGGAACAGGAGGAAGAGAGUGAUGAGGUAGUAGAGAGAUAUUUGAAAGAGAUGGAAGGAGGCGAUGAAGAAGAAAGUGAGAUAGUGGGGGAGAGAGAUUUGAAAAGCAAGCAUGUGGAAAGGAAGGAAGAGACUGUCAGAGACAGUGUAGAGGAGAAGAAAGAGGAGGACGAUGAGGCAAAGGGAGAUGAGGAUAGUGAUGAAGUGUUUGAGAGGUGGUUGAAAGAGGAGGAAGGCAAAGAGGAGGCUGAGGAGGGUGAGAGUGAGGUGGUAGAGAAAUGUGUGAAAAGUGAAGAAGAGGUGGACGAGGAGGGUGAGAGUGAGGUGGUAGAGAGAUGUGUGAAAAGUGAAGAAGAGGAGGGUGAGAGUGGGGUGGUAGAGAGAUGUGUGGAAAGUGAAGAAGAGGUGGACGAGGAGGGUGAGAGUGAGGUGGUAGAGAGGUGUGUGAAAAGUGAAGAAGAGGAGGGUGAGAGUGGGGUGGUAGAGAGAUGUGUGAAAAGUGAAGAAGAGGUGGACGAGGAGGGUGAGAGUGAGGUGGUAGAGAGGUGUGUGAAAAGUGAGGAAGAGGAGGGUGAGAGUGAGGUGGUAGAGAGGUGUGUGAAAAGUGAGGAAGAGGUGGAAGAAGAGGGUGAGAGUGAGGUGUUGGAGAGGUGUGUGAAAAGUGAAGAAGAGGGUAAAGAGGAGGGUGAGAGUGAGGUGUUGGAGAGGUGUGUGAAAAGUGAAGAAGAGGAAGAGGGUAAAGAGGAGGGUGAGAGUGAGGUGUUGGAGAGGUGUGUGAAAAGUGAAGAAGAGGUUAAAGAGGAGGGUGAGAGUGAGGUGUUGGAGAGGUGUGUGAAAAGUGAAGAGGGUAAAGAGGAGGGUGAGAGUGAGGUGUUGGAGAGGUGUGUGAAAAGUGAAGAAGAGGGUAAAGAGGAGGGUGAGAGUGAGGUGUUGGAGAGGUGUGUGAAAAGUGAGGAAGAGGUGGAAGAAGAGGGUGAGAGUGAGGUGUUGGAGAGGUGUGUGAAAAGUGAGGAAGAGGUGGAAGAAGAGGGUAAAGAAGAGCAUGAGAGUGAGGUGUUGGAGAGGUGUGUGAAAAGCGAGGAAGUGGAGGAAAGUGACAAAGUCUUGGAGAGAUGCUCGCCGAGUGAAAAACGAGCUAGUGAAGGAGUGGAGAGCAGUGAGGAGGAGGUGGAGGGGUGCAUCAAAAGCCAACAAAAAGAAAAGGAAGGAGACAAACUUGAAGAAGACAGUGAUGAGGUGGUGGAAGAAGUGCAAGCCUCACCGAAACCCAAAACAUCCACAAGCUCAGACAAAGUAAUCGAGAGAUUUGAACCACAAACGGUCCAAGUUAGGUCACUGGGGCAGAAGAAGAAGAUAGCGGACCUUAAACGAAGUGACAACAUGGAGGUGUAUGUGGGGAAGAAGAAGAAUGUACCCAAACAAAGCCCUCUACCAGCAGAGCAGUCCGAGGCCAGCGAGCACAUGGAGGUGGCCUCCUCCUCCACCAAGGACCUCAGGUCUGGUUUUGGCUCCAAGUUGUCAGAGAAAGUCCUGGACCUGAAGGAUCUCUCCCCUGCUGUUAGUCUACUCUUGCAGGAUGAAGAGGGCAAAGUGAAAGUCAGUGCGGCAGAGGAGAAGGAACGGAGGAAGAGGGCAGAAGCUGCAGAGAGGCGUCUUCAAGCUGCAGGCAGAGAGGAUCCAGAAAUGGAGGACAGGCACCCCAGCCAGUCCAGUGAAUCCCAACAGGACACAGGGUCUUCCCAUUCUGAGCCGGAGCCCCGGCCGCGGGCUGAGGGGGUUAGCACCAGCGCCAGCCUAGGGGUGCCAGGGGUCCAGGGGGUCAAGCGGCCUGACACCUCCAGAGGCCGCUUAGUUAGGAGCCCUCACAACCACUACAAGGAGGAAGCCCCCAGGCAGGGGGCGGACAGCAGAAGGGCCCAGGAGGAGGAGAGGGACAAGGAGAGGAGGGAGACUGAGAGGGAGAUAGAGGAGGAGAAGGAGCAUGCGCUGCGUGAGAGGCUGGAGAAGGUGCGCCUACUUCAGGAGGAGCUGAGGCGGGAGGAGGAAGAGGAGGAACAGAGGCUGAAGGAGGAGAGCGAAGAGAGGGUCAGGAGCCUGAGGGAGAGGCUCCAGAGUAAGGGGAGGGAAGAGGAGAACAGGCUGAGUGUGGAGUCUGAAAGCAGGCUACUGGAGCUAAGGGAGAUGGCCCGGCGGGAGAGAGAUAACCAGCAACGCAACGUUAGGGAGGAGGGCGAGGCGAUGCUGAGGCAGCUGCGUGCCACCCUGGAGGCGGAGAGAGAGGCGGAGCGAGAGAGGAUAGAGGCCCAGAGGAGGCGGGACCUACAGCAACUGAGGGAGGAGUCAGAGGAGGAGCUACAUGCGGAGAAGCGGAGACUGCUUGGGGAGCGGGAGGAGCAACUCGACUCCCUCAAACAGGAGGGGAGAAGCAGUGCCAGUGAGAGGCGGAGGGAGUUGAAGAGCCCUCGUAGCCCAGAGCAACAUCUAGCAGAGUACCAAAAAGAGUUGGGAGACGUGCUCCAGGAAGUGAGGGAGGAAGUGCAGCGUGACCACGGCAGGAAGCUGGAGCAGCUCAAAGACGACCACCGCAGAGAACUCAACUCAAUCAGAGACAAUUAUCUGGACCAGGAGGCUGUCCAAAGGGAGCAGUUGCUGUGUGCCCUGCAGGAGGAGAGAGAUCGCCUGCUGGCCACCCACAGCGCCCAGCUGGAGAGACUCCGUACACAGCUAGACUCCCAGCUCUCCAAGAGCCGCCAGACGCACACACGCAAGGAGGCAGGGAUUCAGGAGCUGGGGGACAAGCUGGAGCUGAGAGCCAGAGAACUGAAGACCCAGGAGGCAAUACUGAAGACCCAGGCAGCGAAUUUGAAGAAGAGGCGGCAGCAGCUUGGGGAUGAAGAGGAUGAGAUAGACAGAGGAAUAGAGGCUCUGCCUGGAGUCAUGCAGGAGAGAGAUGGACUGAGAGAGGAUCUGGAGCGGGUGGAAGGACAGAGGGACAGGGCGAGGCAGGAGGCGGAGAGAGCGAGGGAGGAGAGGACCAAAGUGAGAGACGAGUUGGAGACAAUUAGGGAGGAGAGGGACAAAGCGAAGGAGGAGAGCAGGAGGAUGAAGGAGGAGCGGGACCGGCUAGAGAGCAAGGUGGAGCUGCUGCAGGAGCGCUGUGAUCGGCUGUGCCGCAGAGUCAGUGAUUUGGAGCAGAGUGAGAUCAAGAGGCCUACUACUAGACUGGACAGAACAGAGGAGGAGGAGGCGAGGAAGGAGGAGAAGGAUAGCGAGGCACCGCCCUCUACUGCUGGACGGGAGAAAGUGCUGCAUGUGGAAGAUCUGAAAGAACCUCCUGUCUUGGAUGACUUGCGUCAGUAUAUCUCCUCUGAGGGGCUGUCCCUGCAGAAAGCCCGGCGCUUCCUGGAGAAGGAGAGUGGUCGUCUGAGUGAGAGACAGGCAGCACUGCAGGCAGCUCAGGCCCAGUCCAGCUCCUCUCAGUACCCCAACACCACCAGCCACGCCCAGGCCACACAGGAGAUGUACAGGAACCUGCAGCAGGUGCGUGAGGCCAGUGACGUGGAGGAGUUGAGGGUGACUGUGAAGAGGGGGAACUCGCUGCUACGCAGGAAGGAGGAGAAACUGCAACAGCUAGAGAGCUCCGUAGCUGAAGAGGUCUCCCCUCAUCACUACUAUGAUGACCAGGACAGACUGGUGACUGAUAGGAAGGUGGCCUUUGAUGUGACUGAAUCGGAUAUGAGCAGCGUCAGCAAUGGCCUUGAUGGUCCUGGUGAGGAGCCCACAGUGCCGGCUAAGGUGCAGCACUUAGCUGAGUCGCUCCAGCACAUCUCUGGCCAGCUCAGCACAGUCCUGGGGGCCCUGGGCUCCCUGACCCAACGCCAGACCCCUUACCAGCCUCCCCUACCCCUGCCCCUCUCCCAGCCCCGAACCCCCACCUCAAUGCCUCUUUCACAGCUCUCCAUGCCUCUGUCUGGGCCCUCCUGGGCGUGGGCCCCUCACAGCACCUCCAUCCAGCCACGGGGUUCUGAGGACCUGCUCAACAGCCGCUGGGCCAAGCUCUUCCCUGGGGCUCCUAUUGAGUCCAUAGCCACCAGUUCCUUGAGGACGCAUACGCUUUAUUCAGGGUACAGUCCUGCAAGCGAGCAGGCUCGUAGUCUGUCCUCCAUGCAGCCUAAGUCGGUGGAGAUGGAUGGCCAGAGGCUACAGGGUCUGAUCGACGGCAACAAGAGAUGGCUGGAGACACGCAGGAAAGACCCCAGUGUACCUCUGUUCACACGUUAUCGGACCCCCCCAACUAUGAGUGGACUGGUCCAGCUGAGCCUGGAUGACAACAACCAGAUUAAAGUGUACCAUUACUAAAGGGGGUGGGUGGAGUUACAUACGGAGCAAGGAUCAACACAAGCAGAUAAAGAUGUACUGUUACUGAAAAAGGGCUAAGGACAGGGGUGGGUUUUUUAAAUUAACUUGGAGUAAUGCAGGGAUCCCUCUAGCUCUGGUCCAGGGCGUUACUAGAGGAACCCCGUCGACUAUGUGUGGACCAAAGGAACGCCCUGGACCAGAGCUAGGAUUCCUCUACAACCAGGUUUAUAUAUCAGAUUACUGUAAGAAACAUUUUUAAGACGUCUGUCCUCUGGUGAACUCCGCUUUAGGUGUGAUUGUGUUUCAGUGGACUCAUUUUAUUCCAUUGGCAUGCAAGGGUGAAUAGCUUGGGAUUAUGGAGAUAAUAGCCCCGUAGUCAACAAACCAGUUUGUUUCCCAAUUUUUUGGCCUCUAGCUAUUUAAAUGUUUCAAAAGCAGAUUGCAUAGUUGUUACACAUACAAUAGGUGCUUCACUUUAUUAGGAGAGACAUCUCGAGGUUGGAGUGAGAUACUGUUGAUAGCUGACAUAAGAUCAUUGUCAUGGUAUCAGGUUGUACAAGAGACGCAUCACUCAUUCCACUGUGUGAGAAGUUCAAGCCAUACCAUAAUAACCACAAGGGCAAGACAAUGACUUGUGAGGGAUUCGCAGUCUUUAUGAAAUUCUGGUAAGAGGGACUCUUCCAGUGUUUUACUGUGCAUAGACGUGUGACAUUUUUACCAUAUUUUUUUACAAGAAACAUUUUAAUAAAUGUAAAGUGGUGUAUAUUCAUAAUGCCAAACUUUCAUUCUUUUUCAUGUUUCAGUAUUUAAUUUGUCUACAUUAAAAAGUGAUCACCA
This is a messenger RNA of Oncorhynchus nerka (sockeye salmon), 6905 nucleotides long. RefSeq names its product centrosomal protein of 164 kDa-like. The record is from RefSeq and is a predicted model, not a curated record. Gene Ontology annotation, molecular function: protein binding. NCBI's taxonomy places the organism in Eukaryota, Metazoa, Chordata, Actinopteri, Salmoniformes, Salmonidae. Gene Ontology annotation, biological process: cilium assembly. Gene Ontology annotation, cellular component: ciliary transition fiber; centrosome; centriole.